Nicotiana tabacum (common tobacco) is the source of this 603-nucleotide messenger RNA. The record is from RefSeq and is a predicted model, not a curated record. Lineage: Eukaryota; Viridiplantae; Streptophyta; Magnoliopsida; Solanales; Solanaceae.
AUGAACAACAACAACCAUAAUAAUACAAACUACAACCUAAAUUGGAACACUGUUAUAAAGCAUGUUGUCCAAUAUAUCCUUCUUACAAAGAAAGGUAUCAAUGGUUCAGUACAGAAACAGAUACAAAUACAAUGGCAUAAACCACCUAAAGGUUGGUACAAAUUUAAUAUUGAUGGUGCUUUCCCUGGAAGUAAUUGCAAAGGUGGUAUAGGUGGAGUAGCAAGAAACAACACAGGAAGCUGGAUACUAGGUUUUCAUAUGAAGGUCCCAACAUUAUCAGCAACUCAAGUGGAGCUCCAAGCCUUGAGAGAAUGCCUGCAAGUUAUAAUGCAGCGCAAUUUAAUGUUGGUGGAGAUUGAGACAGAUGCAUCAGAGAAUAUCAAUAUGAUAGACAAUGACCACCCUACUUACACAAAACUAAUCUAUGAAUGUAGGUGGUUGAUGCAACAAAUAAGGAGGACGGGCAAGGUGGUACUCAGGCAUAGCUUCAGACAAGGGAACAGGGUGGAACAUGCCUUGGCAAAAAUGGCAUUGAUGCAGACCAACAUAAAUAAAAGCUCUCUUUUGGCAACUCCAUCAGAACCAGCGAUACAAAAAUAUUAA